AUGGCUUGGGAAAACUGGACUACGGUGACAGAGUUUGUUUUCAAGGGGUUCACAGAUUGCCUUGACUUCCAGGUUACCCUCUUUGUGCUUUUCCUGCUCAUCUAUGUCACCACCGUGAUAGGAAACCUUGGCAUCAUUGCUGCAGUCUGGCUUGAUUCCCAGCUUCAAACCCCCAUGUACUUCUUCCUUGGCCACUUGUCCUUCUUGGAUCUGUGCUACUCCUCUGUGGUGACACCCAAAAUGCUGCUGAGCCUCUUGUCUAAAAGGAAGACUAUUUCUUUUGCUGGCUGCUUCCUGCAGCUCUAUUUCUAUACUGCUUUUGUAAUCACAGAGUGCUACCUCCUGGCUGGGAUGGCAUAUGACCGUUAUGUUGCCAUCUGCAACCCCUUGCGUUACCCCAUCCUCAUGUCCAAGAAGGUCUGUGUUUCCCUCUUAGCUGGGUCCUAUGCAGUUGGGCUUUUUAAUUCAGCCAUCUUCACAGGCUUUGCAUUGAGGUUGUCCUUCUGUGGCCCCAAUGUCAUUGACCACUUCUUCUGCGAUGGGCCACCACUCUCAAAGUUGGCUUGCUCUGAUACUUCCCUCAAUCAAAUGUUGCUAUUUGCUUUUGGGGGCUUCAAUAAGGUCACCACAAUAUCAGUCAUCCUCAUCUCCUAUGGCCACAUCCUCUUCACCGUCCUGAGGACAGGCUCUGUGCUGGGCAAAGCUUUUGGUACCUGUGCAUCGCACCUAAUGGUUGUUACCAUCUUCUAUGGGACCCUUAUCUUCAUGUACCUACGGCCCAGUUCCAGUUACAGUCUGGGCAGGGACAAAAUAGUUUCUGUCUUUUACACCAUGGUGACCCCAAUGUUGAACCCCUUCAUCUACAGCCUGAGGAACAAGGAGGUAAAGAAUGCUCUGAAGAGAACAGUGGGGAGAAUGGUUAUUUCCCUGGGUACGGAUGGAGGAAACCUCACUGCUCUCUCCAGCUUCAUCCUCUUGGUCAUCUCUGAUGCCCCAGAGCUACAAACCACCAUCUUCACAGUACUCUUAUCCCUCUAUGUUUUAAUGGUGCUGGGGAACCUGACCAUGAUCCUGCUCAUCAACACUGACCCCCACCUCCACACCCCCAUGUACUUCUUCCUCACCCACUUAUCUUGCAUAGAUUUUUGCCUUUCCUCUGCUACCAUCCCCAAAGCUCUGCAGACCUUCCUGCGGGGGAGAAGCCACAUCUCCUUUUGGGGUUGCUUUACCCAGAUGUAUAUUUUCCUGGCUCUUGCUAUCUGUGAGAGCUUUCUGCUUGGAGUAAUGGCUUACGACCGGUACUCGGCUGUGUGCAAGCCCCUGCUCUACACCACUACCAUGACCAGGGCACGUUGCUAUGGCAUGAUGGUGCUGGUGUACGCCAUGGGGUUCCUCACCUCCCUGCUGCACAUCACGCUGGCAGGGAGGUUGUCCUUCUGUCAGGCCAGGAGCAUCAACCACUUCUUCUGCGAGCUGCCCACCCUCCUGCAGCUCUCCUGCUCAGACACAAGCACAAAUGAGCUCUUGCAGGUCUACAACGCUGCCUUUAAUUCCAUGUGCCCUCUCCUGAUGAUCCUGGUGUCCUACACCUACAUCCUGCACACCGUCCUGCAGAUCCCUUUGGCCAGCAGGAGGCUGAAGGUCUUCUCUACCUGUGCCUCCCACUUGGCUGCCAUCACCAUCUUCUACGCACCCGCGAUCCUCACCUAUGUCCAUCCUCAUGGGGCAUCCUCAUGGGAUCAGGCAAAGCUGGUGUCGCUGUGUUACUGCAUCCUCAGCCCAACCCUCAACCCCCUCAUCUACAGCCUGAGGAACAAGGAGGUGAAGGGGGCUCUGAGGAGGCUGUGGGAGCGAAAGCUGCUGCCACAUCUAUCCAGGUUUUGA
This is a messenger RNA of Melopsittacus undulatus (budgerigar), 1884 nucleotides long. RefSeq lists its product as uncharacterized. The transcript has 3 exons. Bases 1 to 1884 code for a protein of 627 amino acids. NCBI's taxonomy places the organism in Eukaryota, Metazoa, Chordata, Aves, Psittaciformes, Psittaculidae. Gene Ontology annotation, biological process: sensory perception of smell; G protein-coupled receptor signaling pathway. Gene Ontology annotation, cellular component: membrane. Gene Ontology annotation, molecular function: odorant binding; olfactory receptor activity; G protein-coupled receptor activity. The record is from RefSeq and is a predicted model, not a curated record.